Messenger RNA from Callorhinchus milii (elephant shark), 3087 nucleotides. RefSeq names its product immunoglobulin superfamily containing leucine-rich repeat 2 (gene islr2). Gene Ontology annotation, molecular function: protein binding. The record is from RefSeq and is a predicted model, not a curated record. The transcript is spliced from 2 exons. The coding region runs from base 229 to 2238 and encodes 669 amino acids. NCBI's taxonomy places the organism in Eukaryota, Metazoa, Chordata, Chondrichthyes, Chimaeriformes, Callorhinchidae.
ACUGACUGACUCCCUGCCUGACUACCUGAUUGACUGACUGAGCGCCAUCGAAAAUGCCUGUUGGAUUGGACGCUGGUACCCACGAGAACCCAGGCCGAUUGCAAGGGAAAACAAUCCGUGUGAGCAGUUUAACUCGCUUUAACUUUGCGCACAGAUUCUCACCACGGUCUGCGUGUUAGUUAAAGAACCGACUUCAAAGAUUCCUUCUUACUACUACCGAGGGCGAAGAUGUUAGAGAAAUUACUGUGUGUAAUAAGCGUCGGCUACGUUUUCUGCCCAUGGGGUGUGCGAGGCUGUCCCGAACCAUGCGUUUGUCAGGACAAAUACUUCAAUCAGUUCGCGGAUUGCGCUUACAAGAACUUCCAGGCCGUUCCGGUCGGUUUGCCUUCCAACGUGACCACCCUCAGCCUUUCCGCUAACAAAAUCAAGUCCUUGCUGCGCGCCGACUUCGCCGAGGUCACUCAGGUGACAUCCCUCUGGUUGGCCCACAAUGAGAUCAGGAAGAUCGAGAAGGGGAGCCUGACCGUCCUGUUACAGCUCAAGAACCUUGACAUCAGCCACAACCAGAUAGUGGAUUUCCCCUGGGAGGAUCUGUACAACCUGACUGCUUUGCAGUUGCUAAAGAUGAACAACAAUUACAUGGUGCACCUUUCCAGGGAUGCCUUCUCCACCCUCAAAGAAUUGCGUUCGCUGCGCAUCAACAGCAACAAGUUCCACACCAUUUGGGAGGGCACCUUUGACUCCUUAAGCUCGCUGUCCCAUCUGCAAAUCUACAGUAACCCCUUCUCUUGCACCUGCAACCUCCAGUGGUUGAAGGGUUGGAUCGACCAAGCCCUGAUUUCCAUCCCAGAGCAAAAGGACAUUGUGUGCUCGGCUCCCGAGGAGUUCAAGGGGACCCCGGUGGUGGAGCUACCGGACAUGCAAUGUAUAGCUCCCCUCGUGCAUCUGACUUACCAAGCGAGCAACGAGAAGGGCGAACUGUACGAAGGCUACGCCUUGACCAUGCACUGCAACGCCACGGGGAGCCCGGUGCCCGUGAUCAGAUGGAAAAUCCAGACCGCCAACAAGGAGAUUGAACUCAACGACGCCAACGUGGAGCCGGAGAGAAAUGAGUUACUGCUGGAAAACCGCAAGGAAGUUCGCGAUCGUUUCGUGGUGUUGAAAAACGGUACUCUCGUUAUCCCUCACCUGACCAAGUACGAGGAAGGAGCGUACACCUGCCUGGCCACCAACGAGAUUGGGAGUAACCGCUCUACUCUGAACGUAGCGGUGACCGCUUCCCCCAAACGCGAGCCCACCUACAUCCAGGAGCGCAUCCCAAGCCAACCGGGCGAGCGCAAACCCGGGCUAAAGCUGCCUAAGAACAACGCCAUUAGCUGGGCCAAACCGGGACAGAAGGGUCAGCGGAUCAGCCCAGCAACGGCUCGGAGCUUCCCGGGUCAAGGAACCGAACGCAACGCCGUCUUCUUGCCUCCCGUGGCCAAGAACUGUAGCAAGAGCCAGGGCAGUCACUACAUCACCAACCACGCCUUCAACCGGAGCUCGGAGAUGAAGCAACACACCUUCGACUACGGGAUCAUCGCCUUGGAAGUGACGGAGACCGACGCUAAGGUCCAGUUGACCCCAUUCCAAACGGCCCCGGACAAAAUCAGCCUGGAAAUGCUCUACCUGUGCGCCGAGCAGGGGGGGAAAGCGGCCACGGUUGUCCAAUGGUCCAUGAUCGAAAGUGGGGUGAAUUCUUACCGAUUCCAGGGCUUGAACCCAGGCUCCAAUUAUACGCUUUGCCUGACCUACACCGGGCAAGACUGCCAAGUGCAAGUGGUCUUCAGCACCAGAAGGAAGAUCCCAUCUCUGCUCAUCAUGAUCAUAGUCAGCUCCUUCCUCCUGGGCCUGGCCACCAUCCCGCUGGUGGCAGCCACUUGCUGCCAUUUGAUGUACAAAUACCGAGGCAAAACCUACAAACUCAUCAUGAAAACCCAACCGCCCGAAAGCCUGCACCAGAACGCGCCCUGUACCUUCGACCCAAGCGCGUCCUUCCAGGGGUCGGAGAAGAUCUACAACCCCAGCGAGGUCGGGGAGGAGAGUGUGGUGGCAGAGUCUGUCCCCGUGUCCCAGACGAAAGCCAACCCUGAAGAAUUCGAGGCUUGCUCGGAGUACAGCGAUCGGUUACCUCUGGGGGCAGAAGCUGUCAACAUCUCCCCGGAAAUCAACGGCAACUAUAGGCAACCGGUGCGUUGAUCAGUCACUACCAAACAGUCAAAUACGCACACACACACACACACAUACACACACACACACACACUGAGACAUCCCACACAAACAAGCAGUGAAUUAUAGUAUACAACCCCGUGGAUUGAUUCCCAAUCGCUGCCACGCUUUUCCAGAUCCCAGGAAUGUUGCUGGUGAUUGACAGCAGCGCCUGGAUCGGAGGGUUUAACGUGGAAUAUGCGAUGCCACCACCGACUGUGUGGUGCUGGAGAGGGAGAGAGAGAACAUCCAGCUCACCUGCUCUGCAAAAGACAGCCUUUUUGAGUCGUGCUAAAAUAGCGCUCUGGAAUAUUUGUUACAACGUUUUGAAAUCUAUUGCUGCUUUUGGGACUCAAUUUAUAAAAUUGUUUAUUACUUUUUAGACAAUCGUGUCUUUUGGCAUGUCCACCGGUCAAAAAUACCCCCCCCCCCCCCAUUCCCAACCCCUUUUAAAAUGUGUGCAUAUUCCGGAUAUUAAUAUAGUGAAGAGUUGUAGCCAUGCGGUGUAUGUAUCCGUCAAUGUUUAUAUACGGUAAGGUUCCUGCAAAUAUUUUACAUUACGAAUGGUGCGGAACAGACAGACGUUCGCCGUGUUGAGAUACUCAAUGUGUUGUUGCAUCGGUCGGUUUAUGUAAAGUUCUUGUUUAAGUCCCGUUACGAGGUGCAUUUUGUGUAAGGAAACAUCAAACCAUUGUCGUGCUACCAAUAACAGUCAACUUGUGGGUUUCUAGCGCUCGUUUCUGGUCCGACUGACUUCAUUCCAUCCCCAAACCUGGCAACAACAACCGGGCUUUUUUGAUACUCGUUUAUGUACGUGUUCAGUCAAUUAAAAGGAAAGUA